AUGACCCCCACAAUUGCAGCUUCUACUUCAACAACUGUUGCUCCCACGACCACAACUGCAGCAGCUCCUACAACAUCAACUGUAGAUGCUUCCAUAAACACAACAGCAGCACCUACUACGUCAAUCACAACUGCAGGUCCUACUACCAUUUUAACUCCAACGACAAGCACAACUGAGGCUCCUUCAGACGUCACUACUGUUGCUCCUUUGAACCCCACAAUUGCAGCUUCUUCUUCAACAACUGUCGCUCCCACGAUCACUACAACUGCAGCAGCUCCUACAACAACAACUGUAGCUGCUUCUACAUUUACUACUGCAUCCCCUACUGCAACCACAACAGAAGCUCCUUCUACAACAAAUGUAGCACCAAUGACUUUAGGAACAACAGUCCCAGCGACGACAGCAGCUAAUUCCUCAACUUUAGCUCCUUCAAUGCCAAUCCCAACUGCAGCUCCUACAACAACAACUCUUGCUCCUACGACCUCUACAACUUCAGCACCAACUACUUUAUUCACAACUGCAGUUCCUACUACCAUUUUACCUCCUUCGACAACCACAACAACAUCCACUACAACAACUGUAGCUCCUACAAUCUCAAUCUCAACUGCAGGUCCGACUACCAAUUUAACUCCAACGACAACCACAACUGAAGCUCUUACAGACAUCACAACCGUAGCUCCUAUGCCCACCACAAUUGCAACUUCAACUGUAGCAUCACCUACAACAACAACUGCAGAUGCUUCCACAACCACAGGUGCAGCACCUACUACAUCAAUCACAACUGCAGUUUCUACUAUCAUUUUACCUCAAUCGACAACCACAACAACAUCCACUACAACAACUGGAGCUCCUACAAUCAUCACCUACAACAACAACUACAGAUGUUUCAACAAACACAAGUGCAGCACCUACUACAUCAAUCCUAACUGCAGGUCCUACUAUCAUUUUACCUCAAUCGACAACCACAACAACAUCCACUACAACGACUGUAGCUCCGACAAUGUCAAUCUCAACUGCAGGUUCAACUACCAAUUUAACUCCAACGACAACCACAACUGA
This is a messenger RNA of Oncorhynchus masou masou (cherry salmon), 1059 nucleotides long. RefSeq names its product mucin-5AC-like. Lineage: Eukaryota; Metazoa; Chordata; Actinopteri; Salmoniformes; Salmonidae. Bases 1 to 1059 code for a protein of 352 amino acids. The transcript is spliced from 2 exons. The record is from RefSeq and is a predicted model, not a curated record.